AUGUUCAUGGCGAUUGUUCAUACAAAUGAUAAAAUAACGCCGAUACAAAAAUUUUUUCAUUUACGUGCAUCUUUAAGUGACGAACCUGCGAGUUGCAUUAAAAAUCUUGAAGCAACGGCAAACAACUACGAGUACGCUUGGAAAACGUUAAUAUCGAGAUAUAGAAACGAAAAAUUAUUAAUUCAGUCACACGUUAAAGGCAUAUGUGAGUUAAGUGACGUAAAAGAAAAUUCGUCAAGUAGUUUAAGACAAUUUUCUGACGCAUUACGGGGUCAUAUGUCCGCGUUAGAGGCGUUGAAACAACAGCCAAGUAACUGGGGCCCACUGUUGACGCAUAUUAUUUGCACUAAGUUGGACGCGAUCACUUUAAGUGAAUGGGAGAUGAAGUCGCCAAAAAAUGAAAUUUCUAAAGUGGAAGAUUUAGUAUUAUUUUUAGAUGCGCGUUCACAAGUUUUGGAAGCAAUUGAGUCGUCAAAGAACAUUUCUAAAAUCGUUGAUUUGGGCUAUGAAAACAAAAAUGAAAAUCGAAAAAAUAAGUUUGGCAAAAACAAUAACAUUACUACAUCGUUAGUAUCUACAUCGGAGAUAAAAUGUUAUGCAUGUGACUUGUCACAUACAAUCUACAAAUGCCCUUCAUUUUUAUCGUUAACAGUAGCCGAGCGUAUAAAAAGGGUUAAUGUACUAGGACUCUGCAAGGUAUGUUUGCGCAAACACGAAGUUAAACGCUGUCUUUCGCAAAAUAAUUGUUAUAAAUGUCAUAAAGCACAUAAUACGUUACUGCAUUUAAUUAUGCCACAAAAAUACAAUGCAAAGAAUUCGGAUGAGGCUUCAAAUAAACAAGCAGCAAAUACAUCGACAAGUGCUCAUGCGUUCAGCGUCGAUAACGAGAACGUACUAUUAUCAACGGCCGUCGUGCGAGCAAUAGGGAAGUGCACAAUAUCAGUCUUAUGUGGAUCCAGUGGCGGAUCCAGGGCUUAA
Messenger RNA from Macrosiphum euphorbiae (potato aphid), 978 nucleotides. Lineage: Eukaryota; Metazoa; Arthropoda; Insecta; Hemiptera; Aphididae. The record is from the annotation of a GenBank genome assembly.